CUUCAGCAUCUUAUCUCUUGAUCGUUAACGCCGAGGGCUCGGCGAUAAUUACCCGUUCUCUCUUAGCGGAUUCAAUAGAACAGAAAAGCGUGCCAAACACUCAAAGAGACCGCGUCAGACAAGACGAAUGCCAAGAUAGAGACAAAUCUCAGUCAUUUUAUCUCCCUUGAAUGUUGCUGACAUGGUGACUCCAUCAUGGGUACAUAGUAGCUUUGCAGACUCAAGAGAUAAGGGCUGGACGGAGAGAUCAGAUAAGGCCGGAGUUCAGCCGAUCCGCAACAUCAGAUAACAGGGAAUUCACGACAGACUCGAGCCUCGAGGAAGAGCAUUUGUCUUGGCAUCUUGCCACGCAACCUGGUGACGACUGCCUGAAUAGAUUUAAGGAUGGCAAAGCGUUGAUCUGCCGCUUGUCCCACAAGCUUGAUACGAAUCCCGAACCUUAUGAUGUCCAAGACAGUGACCUCAGUCACCCGGCCUUGCAAUAAAUAGGACGAUACUUUCCCUAUGGAUACUCCUAGAUACGAACUCAUCAUUCGUUCUCUCUUUUCGCAUCCUUUGAACACUUGUUGACCUCUGCCGUUCUUUUAGUUUGAAAGAUGCGCCAACAUUCGCGCAUGGCCGUUGCUGCUUUGGCAGCAGGAGCGAACGCAGCUUCUUUCACCGAUGUGUGCACCGUAUCCAACGUGAAGGCCGCCUUGCCUGCCAACGGAACUCUGCUCGGCAUCAGCAUGAUCCCGUCUGCCGUCACGGCCAGUCCUCUCUACAACCAGUCCGCCGGCAUGGGUAGCACCACGACCUAUGACUACUGCAAUGUGACUGUCGCCUACUCGCAUACCGGCAAGGGCGACAAGGUGGUCAUCAAGUAUGCAUUCCCCAAACCUUCCGACUAUGAGAACCGCUUCUACGUUGCUGGUGGAGGAGGCUUCUCUCUAUCCAGCGAUGCAACCGGAGGUCUCGCCUAUGGCGCUGUUGGAGGUGCCACCGAUGCUGGAUACGACGCCUUCGAGAACAGUUACGACGAGGUAGUCCUCUAUGGAAACGGAAGUAUCAACUGGGACGCCACGUACAUGUUCGCAUACCAGGCGCUGGGAGAGAUGACCCAAAUCGGAAAGUACAUCACUAAGGGCUUCUACGGCGACAGCAAGCUCUACACCUACUACGAGGGUUGCUCCGAUGGAGGACGUGAGGGCAUGAGUCAAGUUCAGCGUUGGGGUGAGGAGUACGACGGUGUGAUUACUGGUGCCCCGGCCUUCCGUUUCGCUCAGCAACAGGUUCACCAUGUGUUCUCCUCCGAAGUGGAACAGACCCUGGACUACUACCCGCCUCCGUGUGAGCUGAAGAAGAUCGUGAACGCAACCAUUGCUGCUUGCGACCCGCUUGAUGGAAGAACCGACGGUGUCGUGUCCCGGACAGAUCUUUGCAAGCUCCACUUCAACUUAACCUCCAUCAUCGGCGAACCGUAUCACUGUGAUGCGGAGACGAGCACCUCUCUUGGUUUCGGCUUCAGCAAUGGCAAGCGCAGCAAUGUCAAGCGCCAGGCCGAGGGCAGCACCACCAGCUACCAGCCCGCCCAGAACGGCACGGUUACCGCACACGGUGUAGCGGUCGCCCAGGCCAUCUACGAUGGCCUCCACAACAGCAAGGGCGAGCGUGCGUACCUCUCCUGGCAGAUCGCCUCCGAGCUGAGCGAUGCUGAGACCGAGUACAACUCUGAUACUGGCAAGUGGGAGCUCAACAUCCCGUCGACCGGUGGUGAGUACGUCACCAAGUUCGUUCAGCUACUGGACCUCGACAACCUGUCGGAUCUGAACAACGUUACUUAUGACACCUUGGUGGACUGGAUGAACACCGGUAUGGUGCGCUACAUGGACAGCCUUCAGACCACCCUCCCUGAUCUGACUCCCUUCCAAUCGUCCGGCGGAAAGCUGCUGCACUACCACGGUGAAUCCGACCCCAGUAUUCCCGCUGCCUCCUCAGUCCACUACUGGCAGGCGGUUAGGUCCGUCAUGUACGGCGACAAGACGGAAGAGGAGGCCCUGCAGGCCCUCGAGGACUGGUACCAGUUCUACCUGAUCCCCGGUGCCGCCCACUGCGGAACCAACUCGCUCCAGCCCGGACCUUACCCUGAGAACAACAUGGAGAUCAUGAUCAACUGGGUCGAGCACGGCAACAAGCCAUCCCGUCUCAAUGCCACCGUUUCUUCGGGUACCUACGCUGGCGAGACCCAAAUGCUUUGCCAGUGGCCCAAGCGCCCUCUCUGGCGCGGCAACUCUACCUUCGACUGUGUCAACGACGAGAAGUCCAUUGACAGCUGGACCUACGAGUUCCCUGCCUUCAAGGUCCCUGUAUACUAGUGUGCUUGUGUCAUUACUACUUUCCACUCACCUUCCAUAUCGAGUGACGAGAUUUGAGAAUCCGAUGGCUUCUAAGUGAAGUUAGUUAAUCUUCCUGACUUUCAUUCUUCGUUUUAUGCUUCCUGAGCACCUGGCUCGUUUAUCUAUACAUUUUGAAUAUCAAACCCCGGUUGAGCGUACAUACACAAACUGAGGCCAACCGAGACAAAUCUACAAUCUCUUCCUUCCAAGCAACAUUCCACCGAGCUUGUACAUAGAUAAUCACACAAGACCAAUAUCACAGCGAGGGCUACUCCACCAUAACUCUACAC
Molecule: messenger RNA, 2665 nt
Organism: Aspergillus pseudonomiae
Lineage: Eukaryota; Fungi; Ascomycota; Eurotiomycetes; Eurotiales; Aspergillaceae
Product: putative tannase
Exons: 1
Coding region: 597-2354 (585 amino acids)
Source: RefSeq, a predicted model, not a curated record